Messenger RNA from Betta splendens (Siamese fighting fish), 4154 nucleotides. RefSeq names its product proton myo-inositol cotransporter-like. Gene Ontology annotation, molecular function: myo-inositol:proton symporter activity. The record is from RefSeq and is a predicted model, not a curated record. Bases 221 to 2170 code for a protein of 649 amino acids. Gene Ontology annotation, biological process: transmembrane transport. Gene Ontology annotation, cellular component: membrane. Lineage: Eukaryota; Metazoa; Chordata; Actinopteri; Anabantiformes; Osphronemidae. The transcript is spliced from 10 exons.
CUCUCCUCUCCGCUCUUCUUCAACGCUCCCAUCAGGACCACGGGGAUGUGAAGCAUUGAUAAACACAAAGCUGGAGCUUUUAUUUUGUGGGGUUUGGAUAAAAGACAGUAACUCCAGACUAAGGGGCUGAUUUUAGUUCAGUGGGUGAGUGUGUUUUUGUUUUCUUUUUGUCAAGCAUUAAACACAACUCAGCAGCCCUCUCCUGUGUUGUCUUCCCCAUAUGUCGCGGAAGCAGGUCGACCAUGACUACAACCUCCGUAGUAUGAGCAACCUGAUGGGCGAGCGGCGGAAGAAAGUGAACGAUGGGGGAGAGCGGAGUCUCAUCAAGGCUCCGUCCAGCUCCAGCAUCAGCAGCCAAGGCGCCUCCGCUGGUGCCUCCUCCUCCUCCUCCGCCGCCGCCGCCGCCACCGGGGACCUGGAGAGGGCUGCGCGGAAGCAGUUCCAGCAAGAUGUCACCCCCGGCUUCGUGUACGUCCUGGCCGUGUUCUCCGCCCUGGGCGGCUUCCUGUUCGGCUAUGACACCGGGGUGAUCUCCGGGGCGAUGCUCCUGCUGAAGAGGGAGCUGGAGCUGAGCGCGCUGUGGCAGGAGGUGCUCAUAUCCAGUACUGUGGCCGCGGCCGCCCUGUCCGCCCUGCUGGGCGGCUUCCUCAACGGGCUCUUCGGGCGCAGAGUGUGCAUCCUGCUGGCCAGCUUCUUCUUCACCGUCGGGGGGAUCGUACUGAGCACCGCCCCCGGAAAAGAGGUGCUUUUGACGGGCAGACUCAUCGUUGGAGUCGGUCUCGGCGUCGCCUCCAUGACAGUGCCUGUGUACAUCGCUGAGGCCUCUCCUCCUCACCUCAGGGGUCAGCUGGUGACCGUCAACACCCUCUUCAUCACCGGAGGACAGUUCACCGCCAGCCUGGUCGACGGGGCCUUCAGCUACUUGAAGCGCGAUGGGUGGAGGUACAUGCUGGGUCUGUCGGUGCUUCCCGCUCUGCUCCAGUUCGUGGGAUUUCUGUUCCUGCCCGAGAGCCCUCGCUGGUUGAUCCAGCGUGGCCUGACCCAGAAGGCUCGCCGCGUGCUCAGCCAGAUCCGAGGCAACCAGAACAUUGACGAAGAGUACGACAGCAUCAAGAACAGCAUCGAGGAAGAGGAGAAGGACAGUGGAGGAGACGGCCCGGUGGUCUGGCGGAUGCUGACCUACCCCCCCACCCGGCGAGCCCUCCUGGUGGGCUGUGGUCUCCAGAUGUUCCAGCAGCUGUCAGGAAUCAACACAGUCAUGUACUACAGCGCCACCAUCCUGCAGAUGUCAGGCGUGCGUGACGACAGGUCGGCCAUCUGGCUGGCGGGGCUCACCACCCUCACCAACUUCCUGUUCACCCUGCUGGGCGUGUGGCUGGUGGAGAGGGUUGGCCGCCGGAGGCUGGCGCUGGGAAGCAUCCUAGGUACCAGUUUGAGCCUGAGCCUGCUGGCCUUCGGCUUCCUGAUGUCCGCCCAGCACAGCCCUCCUGUCACCUUUCAUCCAUUAGACCCCGGCAUGGCCAACUCCACCUGCUCCAAGUACCAGCUGUGCGAGCCGUGCAUGCUCGACCCCGGGUGUGGCUUCUGUUACCGUGAGAACCGCUCCGCGCUGGUGGCCUCCUCCUGCGUCCCGGUCAACAAGGCGUCCACGGAGCAGGCGGCGUGGGGCAGAUGCUCCAACUCCAGCCUGAUGAGAGAUCAGACCUACUGGGCCUACAACUACUGUCCCACCUCCUUCUCCUGGCUGGUUUUACUGGGCUUGGUGCUCUACUUGGCUGCUUUUGCUCCAGGGAUGGGUCCGAUGCCAUGGACCAUCAACUCAGAAAUCUACCCUCUGUGGGCGCGGAGCACCGGCAACGCCUGCGCCGCCGGGGUCAACUGGACCUUCAACAUUCUGGUGUCGCUCACCUUCCUCCACUUGGCUCAGUACUUCACCUACUACGGAGCUUUCUUCCUCUACUCCAGCCUGGCCUUGCUGGGGUUCGUCUUUAUCUACGGCUGCCUGCCGGAGACCAAAGCCCGGCGCCUGGAGGAGAUCGAGGCCUUGUUUGAAAACCAGCUUUGCUCCUGCGGCGCCACGGACUCGGACGAGGGCCGGCAGGUCGAGUACAUCCGCGUCAAAGGCUCGAACUAUCAUCUGUCGGACAACGACGCGUCAGAUGUGGAUUAGAGAGAGGUUUUAUUUUGGCGAUCGCUGACACAUGGAGGGUAGCUGGGUUAUGACUUUAGAAUAAAAGUUGUUUGAUUGCAUCAGUAAUGACAGUUAGUUCACUUUGAAAAAAAUCAGCUUCAGUAAAUCAAACCAUCUUCAGCUGGGACGAGGAAUACUAAAGUUUGUAUUCAGCCUAUUCUCUGAAAUGAGCAUGGACUGACAACGAACUAACAGGUUAAGCUUCAAUACAUAACGGUUCACUGUCUUUUCUAUGGCCGUGUAGACAAAACAACAUGAGUGUAGGGACAGCAUCUCAGCACCCAGGGUUUGUGCGUCCACUAAGCGUUUGUCGUGUGACAGCAGUUGUAUCUGUAGUACCAUUUUGCCUUUCUACACGUGGUUUGGGCUUGUAGCAUAGCGCGCACAUCGUUAGCUUGUCAUCGUAACGUCUUAGUUUCACGUUUUUACGAAAAAGCAACAACAGCCGCGUUGCUUUAGCUAACAUGUUGUCAGCGGGUGCCGGAAAACAGAACCACCGCUGCGGAAGAACUGAGGACUUCAUGUUCUGUUACUAUGGUUUAUAUAUUUAUUCACGCAUUUAAACGUGUCAGGUUUGCAGUUCGUUUCUGGUGUCUGACCUCCAAAUCCGUACAUGGUAAAAAAUGAUGUGGUAAACCUCAUAAUGUCACUAUGUCACGAGCUCUGCCAAAACCUACACAACUGUAAAAACCAGUGUUAUGAAUCUGUGCGAUGAAGCGUUACUGGGUUCUAUUGCUGGAUGAACUGGACCUCUAAAAGCCAGCGAAUACGGCCCAUGUGCUCCGUCUGUAGUGGUGAAGUCAAACACGGGUUCUAUAAACCAUUUUAUCCUAAUGAUAAUAUUAGUGCCUGUGUAUUGUGAAGGUGCCUGACGACCAAUUUCAGUCACGUUGCCAUGUGAACCUCUGUGCGUUCUAUCUUGUUAGGAUAUUAUCCAGUCUCCAUGGCCUUUUCUUCGUUUUUUUUACUCUCCAUCGAUCUAUUUUAGUUGCGUUCGUCUUCCUCUGUAGCCUUAUGUACAAAGUGCAGAGCGUAUUUACUGUGUGGUUGUUGUGCCCAGAGGUGGAGGAGUAGGCUUUAGCGUGACUUGCCAGUGUUGUUUUGUAAAGCUGUUAAACUGUGUGAGGUCGCACCUUGUUAGUCAAAUACACAGGUUUGUGUGUAGCAACAAUUGGGAAGUAGAACAUAUGACGAAUUGUGUAAUAUAACGGGUAAAUAGGGGAACAACAGGCUGUUUCUGUUACUAUGUUAGAUAAACAUGCAUGGCAUUAUUAUUUUGAGCCUGUGGGUCCUGAUCAUAACGUUUAAUGUUAAUAAGCUCUUUUUAAUAGGACUUUCAAAUACCGUCCUAAACUGUUUACCAAAUGCCAUGGCCAAAUGUAAUGAGCCUUCAAAGUAUCCUUUAUUUUCAGGGCAUCACACUGACUCAUGCCCAAAGAAACCAAUCACAAAUGAGCACAUCUGUCAGGUAAUGAUAAACAUGCUGUAACAAUACUGUUUUCUGGUUCCCCAGUAGUUUUGUACAUAAAGUAUUUAAUUAAACAAAACACAAAAUGCACUCCAUAGCUCAGAUUAUGUCAUGAAGAAGAUGCUGGGGGUUCAGCCCAUAACACACAAAUAUGUACAACACUGUCCUUUGGUGAAAUGGUUGCAAUUUUUCCUAUGUGAACCAACUCAGUGUUUCUACAGUAUACAAUGACCUGCAAACCACUACUACCACCAGUGCUGUAUAGUAUAUUUGAUUGUCCGGAGCUGUAAAUGUUUUGCCAGAGUUUAUAUUCUGUAAAAUAAGUAUCUCAAACUCUCAACACUUGAAUAUGUAUAUGGGAAAGACAUAAACGCCAGAAUUUAUUUCAUGUGUGUCUCUGUGUUAACAUUAAGAAUUAACACUAUGAAUAUGUAUUGUUUGGUUGCCUAAAACAAACAGUUUAAUAACAAUUUGAAUAAAAAAGGACAGAAUGGG